Messenger RNA from Sitophilus oryzae (rice weevil), 1640 nucleotides. Its product is annotated as TGF-beta-activated kinase 1 and MAP3K7-binding protein 1-like. Gene Ontology annotation, biological process: protein dephosphorylation. Lineage: Eukaryota; Metazoa; Arthropoda; Insecta; Coleoptera; Curculionidae. Gene Ontology annotation, molecular function: protein serine/threonine phosphatase activity. The record is from RefSeq and is a predicted model, not a curated record.
CUGUUCGAAGUGACAAGUUCCCAAAAUGAGGUUAUAAAAACAAAAAUAAUAAAAAUACUACAGAAAUAUUUCAGAUUUUAUAAGUUUUUUUGAGUUUAUUUUAUAGUUUUAGUAUUAACUGUUCUAAACUACGUAAUAUUAAACCAAAACAGUUCUUUUUUUCUUUUGAAAAGAAUAAUUUAUAUUAGUGUAGGCGUAAUUUUAUAAUGAGAUCUUUAAAAGUACAACAAAACAGCUACAAAAACUCCGAAAGCUGGACAGACGAUCUACCGGUCUGCAAAAACACAGGAAUAGGCUUUUCCACUAACCAAAUUUACAGAGAAGAUGGACAUCCUCAAGAAGACCAUGCUUACGAGGACUACAGUUGCCAUUUCAAAUUCAAUGACGAUUUCUACUGGUACGCUGUUUUCGACGGCCACGAAGGCAAAAGAGCCGCUGACUUCUGUUCGCAAAGAAUGACAGCAGAGAUAUACUUCUCCCAGCUAACUGAAAAAGAAUCUGAUGAAGACGUAAAGGACAUUUUAAGACAAGCGUUUUUAACUGUAGAAAAAGGGUAUUUAGAGACAUUAGGAGACACUUUAGCGGAAAGAACUAGCUUACAGUACGACUUACCUGAGGGUUUAAAUUCCUACGAGGUGUAUCAGAAAGUUCCUGAGGUGGUGGACAAAAUAAAUAUGCUUAACUGUGAGCUAGUCGGAACAGCAGCUGCAGUGGCUCUGGUAUACAAAAACAAACUCUACGUGGCCAAUGUGGACUGUAGGGUCCUACUAUGCCAAACCGAUGCAAAUUCUGUGUUGAAAGUUGUUCAAAUUAGUGUAGAUCAUGACUUACAGAACGAAGACGAACUUUUGAGGUUAUCUCAGAUCGGGAUCAGCACAAAGUCUUUGAGAAACAGUUCAAGAUUAGGUAAUCAGGAAAAUACAAGGUGUCUAGGAAAUUAUUUGGUUAAAGGUGGUUAUAAGGAUUUCGAGGAUUUGUACAAAGCAACUCAAGAGCCUGUGAUUGCUGAGCCUGAUAUACAUGGAGGUAUUGUGAUAGAUGAGUCGUGUAGGUUUUUGCUUUUGAUGACGGCAGGCUUGUAUAAAUCUUAUGAGGAGUUUCUGGGUACUGAGCAAGUUAAUAGAAAUAUCGCACAGUUUGUUGUUGAUCAGUUCAGGGAACAGGCUACAUUAACUGGAGUUGCUCAGGCUGUGGUAGACAAAAUAGUGCGUCUCCAUCACGACUGGUACAUGUCCAACUCACUAAACCACAGUUGCACUCCAAAAAGAGAAGAUAUAACCCUAGUCUUACGUAAUUUCAACUUCCCAAUGCCGAACGCAAUAAAAUCACCCACAAAUCCUACGGUUACCUUCAGCCCUCUGGUCAUACAAAACGAUUUCCCUGUGAGUAGUGCGACGACUUGUAACACGGAAACUACAAACAGCACCAUUCGUACAAACACUACAAGUUCUUCAGAUGCCAAGACUGAAUCCGAUGAUGGAAUUGGACCUGAUGACAAAAUAGCUGCCUACGUAGAUUUUUCGGACUUUUAUAGGAACUACGAUGAGGCUAAAAGAAGGGGCACUUUACCUAAAGACUUUGAUUUGUAACGUUCUUGUAAAUUUGUUAUUUUUAUCUGUUAAUUUCAUUAAUAAAAAAUU